Centropristis striata (black sea bass) is the source of this 1583-nucleotide messenger RNA. It is a transcript of the gene aimp2, whose product is annotated as aminoacyl tRNA synthetase complex interacting multifunctional protein 2. Lineage: Eukaryota; Metazoa; Chordata; Actinopteri; Perciformes; Serranidae. Bases 152 to 1123 code for a protein of 323 amino acids. The transcript is spliced from 4 exons. Gene Ontology annotation, cellular component: aminoacyl-tRNA synthetase multienzyme complex. The record is from RefSeq and is a predicted model, not a curated record.
GCCUCUUUCCUGCGUUGCCGGGAGCGUGGGUCGGUCGGUCGGUAGCUGCUGCUGCUGCCUGUCAACAUCACUCAGAAAGACACCUGUCUCCGGGAUCUUUAGUUUUGUUUUUAACUGUUUGUCUGUGACAGAGCCGUACCUGUCCUCCACCAUGCCCAUGUACCAGGUAAAGCCCGUCAGCGGGAGCCACAUAAAGACUGAUAUACCCACCUGCAUGUACAAACUACCAAAUAUCCACGCGCAGCAAGGGAACAGCUGCACCUCUGAGCACGCGCUCCAGAAUGGUGAGUUGGACCCAGCAGUCAAAGCUCUGGAGGCCAGACAGGAUGAAAUCAUGAGGAAACUGUAUGAGCUGAAAGCAGCAGUGGAUGGCCUGGCCAAGACCGUGACCACCCCAGACGCCGACCUGGACCUGACAGUCAGCAGCAGCCUCUCCUCCCAGAGCCCCAGCUCCUCCACCUUCACAGGUGCUGCAGACCUGGACACACUACUGGGCAAGGACCUGGGCGCUCUCCGUGACAUCGUCAUAAACGCCAACCCGGCCCAGCCCCCCCUCAGCCUGCUGGUGCUCCACAGCGUGCUGUGUCAGCGCUACAGGGUUCUCUCCACCGUCCAUGUCCACUCCUCCGUCACCGACGUGCCGCCACAGCUCCUGUCCUGCCUCGGCCCACGCCACGCAGACAGCUACGCCCGCCAGAAGUUCCAGCUGGGCUUCACCCUCAUAUGGAAAGAUGUCCCCAAACUGCAGAUGAAGUUCAGCGUCCAGAACAUGUGUCCCAUCGAGGGUGAAGCCAGCGUGGCGCGCUUCCUCUUCAAGCUGCUGUCCCCCUACCCCAGCGACGCUGCUGUGGCCACGCUGGUGGACAGCUGGGUGGACACGGCGUUCUUCCAGCUGGCAGAAGGCAGCGCCAAGGAGCGCUCAGCCGUCCUACGGGCCCUCAACGCCUCUCUGGGCCGCAGCCCCUGGCUGGCCGGGCCGGACUUCUCCCUGGCCGACAUCGCCUGCUACUGCUGCGUGCUGCAGAGCGGCUCCGCCUCUUCGACUCCCGCUAACGUCCAGCGCUGGAUCAAGUCCUGCGAGAACCUGGGCCACUUCAACCCUGCCAGGCUGUUUCUGCAAUGACCGGGGCAGAGGGGUCUCCAAUCUGAGAAUCAAAGUGAGAGAAGGGCAUUAGAAUAAUAAAAUAUCCCAGCCGUGUCUGGAAACACCCUCUAAUGCUUCCCCCCUUACUGUAAUAUAUCAAUAUAACUGACACACUAGAAGCAAUAUGGCCGAGCGUUAAAGAGUAUUUGUCUCCGCCAUGCUGCUUUUGUAAAAACAAAGAGAUUCUAAGGUUAUUUUUGCAAGGGAGGAAGCAUGAGAGGAGAGUAAAGACGAGGGCUCGGUGAUAGAUUUAAUCAGAGGUACUGACAGAAGUAACACUGUACACCUUCCACCCACUUUGUGCCUAACAUGAUCCUGUUCUAACUGUAUGGUAAUGUGUGGUGAUGGGUAUUACUCUGGGUUUUCAACAGUAGUACUUUGCACCAUUUGUUUUUUUUUCUGGAAUCAUUAAAACUUCCACUUUGGAUCAAACUUUGAA